Molecule: messenger RNA, 870 nt
Organism: Diaporthe citri
Lineage: Eukaryota; Fungi; Ascomycota; Sordariomycetes; Diaporthales; Diaporthaceae
Exons: 7
Coding region: 1-870 (289 amino acids)
Biological process (GO): transcription initiation at RNA polymerase II promoter
Cellular component (GO): transcription factor TFIIA complex
Source: RefSeq, a predicted model, not a curated record
AUGGCGUCCAGCGGGCAGCAAUACUACGAGCUUUACCGCCGUAGCAGGGAGAAGGUGAAGGCGCGGCUGACGUUCAAGGGCUCGCUCGACACCUACCGAUUUUGCGACGAGGUCUGGACUUUCCUGAUCAAGAACGUCCAGUUCAAGAUGGAGAACGGCGGACAGGCUGUGGUCGCUGAUAAGGUCAAGAUCGUCAGCUGCAACGCUAAGCGUCCAGGCGAGGGGCAAUUGAAGAACAGGGUUGCUCGCGAGCAGCAUCCUCUGCUCAAGACACACCCUGCACAAGCCUCAGGAGCCGACGGGAUGAGCUGGGCCCAGAGGAACCACUGGAUCGUAUUGGCGGUCGCCAGUGGCGCAUGCGCCUCUUUCAACGGCGUCUUCGCGAAGCUCACAACGGGCGACGCCACCGUAAGCUUUGCACAGGGCAUCGCUGGGUUCUUCCAUCUCGACUCCGUCGAGGGCUUUGUCGAGUACAUUGUCCGCGCCGUGUUCUUCGGGCUCAACUUGCUCUUCAACGGAGUGAUGUGGGCCCUUUUCACAAAGGCGCUGGCUCGGGGCAACUCGACGACGCAAGUAUCUAUCAUGAAUACCUCGUCUAACUUCUUUAUCACGGCUUUACUCGGCCUUGUCAUCUUCUCGGAAGACUUGCCUCCUCUUUGGUGGGUCGGGGCCACGUUCCUGGUCGCUGGCAACGUCAUCAUCGGGAGCAAGGACGAGGGUGGGAAGACCGAAGGGGACGACAGCAGCCCUUCUGGUCAAGAUGGUUCUCACAGGUACGAGGUUGUACCGGAAACUGUCAACGACGUGGGUUCUCAUCUGAAGGACCAUGAGGACGAGGACAUCAUCCAGCUGGGAGAUCUGGAUGAUUGA